AUGUCUAAAGAAUGUGGCAAAGCAUUUUGGAUUACCUCAGCCCUUACUAAGCAUCACAGAAUUCACACUGGACAGAAGCCUGAUAAAUGUAGAGUAUGUGGAAGUGUCUUUACCAAGUCCUAUACUCUUGCUGAUCAUGACAGAUUUCAUACUGGUGAAAAACCUUAUAUGGGUAGAGAAUGUGGGAAAGCCCUUAGGUGGUUCUCACAACUUAAACAACAUCAGACAAUUCAUACUGGAGAGAAGCCUUGUGAAUGUACUCAAUGUGGCAAAGCCUUUAAAUGGAAAUCACACCUUACUCAACACCAAAAAAUUCAUACUGGAGAGAAGCCUUAUGAAUAUACUCAAUGUGGCAAAGCCUUUAGUGAUUCAUCAACACUUACUAAAAUUCAGAGAAUUCAUAUUGGAGAGAAGCCUUAUAAAUGUACACAAAGUGGAAAAGCCUUUAGGCAACAGACAACACUUACUAACCAUCAGAAAAUUCAUACUGGAGAGAAGACCUAUGAGUGUACACAAUGCGGAAAAGCCUUUAGGCAACAAACAACACUUACUAAACAUCAGAGAAUUCACACUGGAGAGAAGCCUUAUGAAUGUACUCAAUGUGGUAAAGCAUUUAGGCAGCACUCAACACUUACUAAACAUCAGAGAAUUCACACUGGAGAGAAGCCUUAUGAAUGUACUCAAUGUGGCAGAGCAUUUAGCCAGACAUUUAGACAGAACUCAUAUCUCACUGGACAUCUGAAAAUUCACACUGGGGAGAAGCCUCAUGAAUGUACUCAAUGUGGGAAAGCCUUUAGACUCCAGUUAGCACUUACUCGACAUCAGAUAAUUCAUACUAGAUAG
Molecule: messenger RNA, 843 nt
Organism: Phyllostomus hastatus (greater spear-nosed bat)
Lineage: Eukaryota; Metazoa; Chordata; Mammalia; Chiroptera; Phyllostomidae
Product: zinc finger protein 135-like
Biological process (GO): regulation of transcription by RNA polymerase II
Cellular component (GO): nucleus
Molecular function (GO): DNA-binding transcription factor activity, RNA polymerase II-specific; RNA polymerase II transcription regulatory region sequence-specific DNA binding
Source: RefSeq, a predicted model, not a curated record